GCAGUGCCCAUCAUAACCCCUCUGGUUGCUCUUGACUUGUUGAGGAAAGUGGAGUGGAAAGCAGCUCUCCGGACACUCUGCUGCAUGUUUCUGGGACUUUACUGCCAUUACUGGCUGCUGCUCCACGUCUCGGGCUUCCAGUCGCCGUGGUCUGCCCUGCUCUGCAUGCUGCUCAUCCGCUCCCUCCUGGCCCAUCCCUACAUCCACGUCAACAUAUUCCAGCACAUUGGCCUCCCCAUGUUCGCGGCCGAUCGGAAACCCAAGCGGAUCCACCUCAUGAGCCUGGGCGUCCUCAACCUGCCCCGCAACGCCCUACUCGACUGGUCCUUUGGCCACUCACUCAUCAGCUGCCACGUGGAGCAUCACCUCUUCCCCAGCCUCUCCGACAACAUGUGCCUGAAGAUCAAACCCAUUGUCUCCCAGUACCUGAAGCAGAAAAAGCUGCCGUACAACGAGGACACCUACACCUCCAGGCUCCGGCUCUUCCUCCGGAGAUAUGAGGAGCUGAUGGUCCACGCUCCCCCCAUAACAGAGCUGGUGGGCAUCCAGUGA
Messenger RNA from Leptosomus discolor (cuckoo roller), 552 nucleotides. Lineage: Eukaryota; Metazoa; Chordata; Aves; Leptosomiformes; Leptosomidae. The record is from RefSeq and is a predicted model, not a curated record.